CUCUACUAACGUUAAUAAUAAACAUUACUUUUACUAAAAAAUCACUGCUUUCUUUAUCUGCACAUGAAGCGAGUUACUAUGGUUUCAAUGGAAACGUACUUGUUCACAAGAUGUAACGAAGAAAAGUAUAAUACUUUGCCUUUUGAAAUUUUAAUCAUCACAUGAUCUGAAUAGUACGCUUUUAUAAUAAGAGGAAAUGUCUGGAAAAAUCAUCAGAAUUGUAUACUUUGGAAUAACCUGAAAGCUCGGUAUUUGCUUAUCUAGGGGCCGGUAGCUAAUAAAGAAGAAUCUUUCAAGGCGCGUUGACCGUAUCCAGUCCAAGAUUCAUCAUAAACACGGACAUCAGUAAACCCACACAACUCAAGAGCAACGAAGAGCACAGAGGCGGUUACGCCUGAACCACAUGAGGUGAUAAUUGGAGUAGAUUUGUCAUGGAGGCCAUGCUCUGCAAAUAUCUUUUCAAGUUCCUCUACUGGCUUGGGCUCGGUGAUUCCGGGUUUUACAAGAUCAGUGAAGGGAAUGUUAAUAGAUGUUGGGAUAUGUCCACUGGCAAUGCCAGGUCGGAUUUCAGCUGCAGCACCGGUGAAUCUGGGUUGAGGGCGAGCGUCAAUGAUGCGAGUGUUGCUACUUGAAGGAUCUUUCAACACCUGAGAAAUAUCUUCAAAUGAGGCAACCAAAUUUUUGUUGAGUAAAGCAUCUCCAUAAUUGACUUUAGCUGGGGUAGAAGGAUCAUCUGUUUCUAAUUCAUGACCAGCAGCCUUCCAUUCUGCAAAUGCAUUUGGAAACAAAAAUACAUUCUUAUGGCCAAAAACUUUAAAGGUCCAAUAAACACGUGGAGAUGAGAAAAAUCCUUUUCUGUCAUAAACGAUUACAUUUGUCUAUAUCGGGUUAGCAUUGCUUCUGCAAUUUCAAAAGACUUUACUUACGUUUCGAUCGAUCCCGAGAUUUCCAACAUACGUAGCAAACUCUUCAGCUGGAGGAAGCAUGUGAGGUAGAGCAUUACGAUGGUCUUUGGCUUCAUCAAUCCCAAAAUAUUGAGCUCCUGGUAGUCGAUUUUGAGAGAACUCCUGUCUUCCGUCCUUGGAUUCCGUGGGCAAAUACCAGGUGGCAUCUAAAAGAACUGAUUUUUGAGCUUGUUCCUUUAAAAGCUGAAAAACAUUUUUGGCGUUUAGUAUUGCGUUCAUUCUCAUGUGCGUCGUAAGCAUUCUUCUCUUUACAAAGGGCUGUUUUUACUUCUCUUGUCUCUUGCUUUUUAUUGUAUGUAUAAAUAAAUCAUGCAAUUUUCUUUGCAAUAUUGCUAAUCCCUGCGCUCGCACAACAACAGGCGUAUAAUACGAUACAGUAUAUUAUAUUAUACUAUGUUACUUCAUGGGCACUUGGUGAACGUUGUAGUUUUGAGUGAACUUGGUUGGAUCUACAGCUUAUUUUGAAGAAAUUCUAUAUGGAUAUACAAUAAAUUAAUUAAUAAAUAGAGGAAAACUAAAAAAGUGCCAGGUUAAUGAAGGCACUUCUGUGAUGAAAUGCCAGAACAACGGUAUCCGAGAAAAUGACUUUCUACUUCGUAAACUGACUUUUUUGUCCUUCAAAAAAAGGGUUUUCCAGACAUGUCUUUAUAACCAUAAAUCUAUAUAUAUGCGGUUUACCCGUGGACACAAAGGGAUAUAACAUUAUUUGCCAAAGAUAAUGAUCAUCGUCGUGAAAAAUUAUUAAAUUAGGUAAAAACGAAAGUAGGAUGCAACGGAUAAAACAAAAAGAAUCCUAUAUGGUAUGAUCAUGAAACGAAACGAAUAUUGUCGAAAAUAUAAAUAAAAGAACCAUUCACCUUGGUUACUUGUAUAUAUAAGAAGUUUUUCCAAAAUAUCUUUCCAUGCAUGGGAAAGAAAGCUCAAAAAUCCUUCCUAAACUAUUUUUCUCGUUAUUUAGAUACGCUAUAAUAAUUAAUAACACAAAAAAAAAAUCCAAAUCACUUGUACGAUUAUUGGAAUUUGUCAGUUUAACGCCUUUGCUUAAGGCGGGCAAGUAAUGUACUGGAACUAACUGGACCAGAAGUCUUAGGACUUUCAGAAGGUAUAUUUUUAUGUGGAACACCACCAGCGGGAGAAUCAGUUCUGUUCCGAUUGACAGCGAGCUGUUGCCGCCGAGAAUUAGCGACAGCACGAAGGGCUUCAUUAGCAACUUUCGACGCUUCUUUUUCUACGAGUAAAGUUUCAGGUUGAGAAGCUUCCAUAAUUUCAUCAUGCUUUAGUGUACUUUGAAUUCCAGCACUCGCAAAAAUGUCCUCAAGUACAGAUUCAUCGCCACGUGUAUUUUUGGAAGACUUAUCCUUCGUAACAUUAGUAUCCUCUGGUGGUUUGAAUUUUUCCAUAGAAGCAAUUCCAAUUUUAUCGAAAACCUUUCGAUUCUUUUCCUCACUACUCUUUCCAUCAACUUCUUUUCGAGAUUUUUGUUUUCUACUUCCUUCCUCUUCAUUACCUUUAGGGUGUUUUUUAAAGACUCGUUCUACUCCCAAAAACAUGUUCCCAGUCUCUGUUCCUUCUUCCUUAUCGCUACCCAAGGAAAAUAAAUCAUGUAAGUCAGUCAUUUUAAAAAAUCGCCGCUGCUUUGGAUCUUUCAAUAUCUUAUUAGUUAAAAAUUGCUUAAAGAUUUGGCGGUGAUAUAUUUUUUCCUCUAUUGUUCCAGCAGUCAUUAGGCGAUACACUACAACGUCUCUUUUUUGACCUAAUCUCCACGCUCGUUCACGAGCUUGAGCAUCCGUAGAUGGAUUCCAGUCUGGGUCAAAUAAAAUAACACGAUCGGCACCCGUUAAAUUAAUGCCUAACCCACCAACACGAGUCGUUAAAAGAAACACAUCAUAAAUACCGUUCUUGUUAAAGUUAUCGACUAAACCAUGUCGAAGACCAAUCGAAGUCCCUCCGUCCAUACGGCAGUAACGAAGCCCCGGAAUAUCUUUGAUACUGGUUUCCAAAAUAUCAAGCAUUUGUCGAGUUUGGGAAAAAAGUAAAGUGCGAUGCUUUUGCUUCUUCCAAAGCUUCAACAAAGAUAUUACAACCUUAAGUUUUCCGGAUUUUUCGGGAUCUCCAUAAUAAUAGUCCUUUUUCUGAGACAUGAACUCACGCAUAACCAAAUCCGGAUGAUUACAUAUCUUUCUUAAAAUGUCAAUUCCGUAAAGCAUUUGACGUUUUCCAUUUAAAAUUUUUUGCAUAUCUGAACCAUUUAAAAAGUCUUGAUAUGCUUUGCGUUGAAGAGGAGUAAGCUUGCAAAAUAAAACUUGCUCGGAUUUUUUCGGAAGGUCUGAGGCUACGUCCAGCUUCAUUCUUCGUAAUAAGUAUGGAGAUAUUAAAUCACGAAGCAUACAAGCACACUUGUAAGCAGUUUGUACUUGAACAUUUGAUGCGUUUGCAUAACCGCCAAUAUUAAUUGGAAGAGCAAACUGAUUUUGAAAAACAGGAAGCGUUCCUAGUCGGCCCGGAAAAACAAAGUCAAACAAAUUCCAAAGUUCAAUGAGGUUGUUCUGGAUCGGUGUACCGGAAAGAAUAAUUCGAUGAGGAGUUUUCACCUGCUUACAAUUCACAGACAUUUCAGAAUCCGGGUUUCGGAUCUUAUGUCCUUCAUCUAAAACACAAUAACCCCAUUCUCGUGGUAAUAAUAAAUCACUAUAAAGCCGCAAUCCGGCAUAUGUCGUGAUUAAAACAUGGCCUUUAGUAAAUACACUAUCCACUAAAGCUUUGGCAUAACUAUGGAAAGACUUAGAAGCAUUUGGGUUUAUAACGUCUUCCGCAUUAUCCUCCUCUUCCAAAGACUGAUACUGCCUUUUUUCUCGAGUAGCAACAGCACCGCUACCAGUGGCAUGCAAAACAACGACACGUAAUGGACCCCACCAUUGGUGAAAUUCAUUGACCCAUUGUUUCAUUAAAGUAGCUGGACAAACAAUCAAAGCCGGCUUUUCAUACAUCCUUGAAUGAUGAAGCGAAGAAAUAAAAGAUACAAUUUGUAUUGUCUUUCCUAAACCCAUUUCAUCACCAAUAAUACCUCCUGCUUCUUGGCUGUAUAAUUCCCACAGCCAUUGCACACAAGUAACUUGAUAUCGAAAUAAAUGAGGUCGAAUGUCACCAGGAAUGGUGAAACCGCCUUUAUAGGUUUGUCCAGCUUUAGUUGGAUGUGGUUUGAACCACUCUUCUGUAUCUUCUAUUAACGAAGAUUGAAUAGCAGAACCCAUUUCAGAGGAAGCCUCAUUUUUUUCUUGCUUUCUUUUUUCGGUUUUUUGACGUAACUGACUACGCUCAGUACACCAUGAAUGUAGACGCUUACGAUACACCAAAUCAUCGCCGUCAUCCACAGCUGAAGUAGUUGCUUGUUCUGCAAUGUCAUCGACUUGGGCGUAAUCUUCGUCUCUCUCUUGUUUUAACUCAAAUUCUUGCUCUUCAGUUUGCUCGUCAAUAUAAUUACUGGCACCAGUGUCAUCAGUAACUUCAGGUUCUUCAGGUAACGUUUGGUUACUUGGCUGAUUUCUAUCAACGUUUGAAGCUUCUUUUUCGAUACCGGAGAACCUCCCGAAAGGUGUUAUCUUACCAGUACGAAUCAAUUCUUGGCGCUCGGCUUCUUCUAGUGCAUGAGGAUCGGUAAAUGCAGCCUGCUGGCCUUCCCCAACGCCUUCCAUGCGCAAUUUAAUAUCAUUUUCAUCAGACUUCAGAUUUUGAAGCGUCGAGCGAAACUUAUCCAGCUGUUUUCGAAGAUUUCCUUUCACACUAAUUUGCGUCAAGCGACUGUCGAUUCGAUUUUCGAGCUGACGACUUUUUUGUUCAACAGCAUGAAUCUCCUUCCGUACCUUUUCUAACCUUUUUCUUUCAAUUUCCCUAGUCUCACCAGCAAUAUAUUGAUCUGCUGAAUUUGUCACAUCGCGCUCCAAACUAGCCUGAUCAACGGUGAACACUCCUAAUUGGGUCAAGUCCUGAUUUGAUUCCAUGUUCGAUGAAUUUUCCGUAAUACUAAGGAAUCAUUGCUAUACAAAUUUACAAGUUAUGAUAGUUGUAACGGUGUAGAAGGCAAACACCGACUUUUACUAUGACCCUCUCCAAGCAGUGCACUAUGCUAUGCUAGUCAAGUAACAAACCCAAAGUAACAUACUAAUGUCUACUACACCUGCUAUUGACGCGCAUCGUUUUUGAAUUUGUGUUGAUAGGAGUGUGGAUGGGAAUGGAUGUCAAACAUUCCUUGAUCAAGAAACUUACAGAUAUUUAUUCAAUUAAAAAUAUUCCAAGUUUUGAAGGGAAACCAUUAGGUACCGAUUUUAAGGAAUUCGUGAAUAGCGAAGUAUGGUCGAAAAUUACUGCUGAGUUUUACAACUCUCUUGAAUUUGAAACGGCCAUUCGUUUUCGUUGUUAUGAAAUUAGAUCUGAAAAUCAAAAUUUCGAAGAGAAUGUUAAGGAGCUAUUCUUAAUCCUAGACUUGUUGGUUGUUUUAAAUGAAAUCGACGCUUCCUAUUGUGAUGCAGUCUUUCCAUUCUUAAUCAUAGAAGAGUUAAUGGAUAUCCAUAGUCUAAUGGAGUGCCGAAAAUUAUAUGAAUAUUUUGAAACAAGAUCGGUUCUUUUGGAUGGGUUGGUUAGUAAUCGUGGCCGAGGACCUGUUUUACUGCGUAUUUCAAAUGAAUUACUGCGAAGGCUUUCAGGGCAAGUUGAUCCUGCUUUAUGUGGACGCAUUCAUAUCUUACUCAGUAAGGCUUUCGCACCUGAAGAAAGAAGUGGAUCUAAUAUUCGUGGUGAUUAUAAUCUGGAAAACCCAGUCGUCACUACCAAAAUUUCAUCACCAAAUAUCCCUGUGUCGGAAGGAAACGAAGCGUCUUACUCGCGGAAAGUGCAUGAUUUAUACCAGGUGUUUUGGGAAUUGCAAGAUUUGCUUGUCCAGCCACCAAAAAUUGCACAGGAUGCGGGUAGUAUGCAAAAAUUUUUGAAUUCCACAAAUGUUAUUUUAGAGUCGUUUGAGGCUAUCCAGAAAAACACAUUCUUUAUAGAGAAUCCAAAGCCUACGAUAAAUCCUACGUCCAGUGCUUUGCUUCCGGAAAAAUACACAGUUAUUAACGAUAACAUAUGCCCAAACUACAUUCGUUCCCUUCCCCUUUUUGAUUUUCAACUGAUAGACGAAACAUUCCGUCUUCAAUUUAUGCUUCAAGUUAUCGUUUUGUGUGAUUUCCUUUUAGAUUUUUCGAAAAAACGAUUAGAUUUACGUCGAACUCGACCAUUCACAAAUAAAGCUGUCACGCCUAAUACAAGCUUAUCGGAUGAAGACGAAAAGAAUGUUUCUGCUAUACUCAACCGAAUUUAUGCUCUGUUAAAAGAAAUAAAAAAUGGCGAUUACGUAGAAACAGUUACUUCGGUUAUGAACGUGGAAAACAAUUGGAAAAAUUGGAAAGGAUUUGGUUGCCUAUCGUUUGAGAAGCCUUUGCUCGAUAAAUCUGUUUUGGAUGAAGCUGUUGCCGGUUUAAAAAAGGUUGCAAGUACUCCUCCUAAAAUCCGUUAUGCCAUGGGUAAUGCUCCGCUUACCAAAAUAUGGCAGAAUGCUGGAGAAAAUUCUUUAGAAGAUUUGAAAAAAGAAGAAAGAUAUAAAAUACCAACUCCUCAAAGCUUUCUUCCUGGUGUAAAGCGUGAUUCUGACGAAAUGGAAGAAUCGGUAAAGGAGGAUGAGCAAGAAUAUUAUCGACAGGCAAAAGCUUCGAAAACCUGGCUAGCAUUUCGUUCUGCGAUCAAUUCACAUUUGGAGGCGUUUGAGUAUACUGGACUCGGUGAUUUAGAGUUAUUAACGCAGGCUAUUGAAGGUAAUACGCAAUUACGAAAACCUACAACAAAUAUUAAUCCUGCAUUCGACAUAAAUAUUGUUGAAAAAGGUGAUGAAAAGUUACGGGAAAGAGUGAUAGAAGAAGAGAAAAAGCAGGAAAUCCAAGAAGCAACGUCGAUGGAUGAAGACAAAGGCUCAGAAGGUAAAGGAGAGCAGCAAGUUGAGCCUGCAGAUAAAGCAGAAGAAGCGAAGAAACCGAGUGACCGAGAGAAUAUAUCUACGGACUCCAAAAAGGAAAAUGGAGAAGAGACUAAUGGAAAUGAAGAUGGAAACAAAACAGAUAUCACCGAUGAUAAACCAAAUUUAGUACCGGAAGAGGAACCUCUUAAAGAAAACGCUCCUUCUGUUAAAGCUUCUCCAUCUACAAAUAAAGAAGAAACGAAAGAAGUUCAAAAUCCCGAAAUUUCAGAAAGUAAGAAACGUUUCCGAGAAGAGGGGGAUAGCAAUGAAGAAAAUGCUAGUUCAAGUCCAAAGCGUCAAAAAACGGAAGAUAAAAUUGAUACGGAGAACUAGUUGAGGUUUAAUGUAAGUAAGCAUGAUAUGGAAGCUAUUCGUCAUACUCAUUUUAAUUAAUGUCUUUUGUUACCUUUUAGAGGUUAUGGCAAUCAGUAAUUUAAAGGUUUUUUUGAUUCACAUCUUGAGUUUCUAUGCUGUAUUCGGUUAGCCGAUGAAAACAGAAGAAUGGAUUGUUUAUUUACCCAACUAAAACUCAUAUUAUUAUCCAUAAAUUUUCUCUUAUGUAGGUUCAUGAUUUUCUUUUCGGAAAGGACAUUCAAAUAUGGAAAUCCUAGAAGCAGCCAAAACAUAGAAAAGACGGAUAGUACUGAAAGAAACUAAUAUUUUAAAGUAAGC
Messenger RNA from Schizosaccharomyces octosporus yFS286, 7680 nucleotides. RefSeq names its product THO complex subunit. Gene Ontology annotation, cellular component: THO complex part of transcription export complex. Lineage: Eukaryota; Fungi; Ascomycota; Schizosaccharomycetes; Schizosaccharomycetales; Schizosaccharomycetaceae. Bases 5188 to 7341 code for a protein of 717 amino acids. The transcript has 3 exons. The record is from RefSeq and is a predicted model, not a curated record. Gene Ontology annotation, biological process: mRNA export from nucleus; regulation of DNA-templated transcription elongation.